This is a messenger RNA of Enterobius vermicularis (human pinworm), 1914 nucleotides long. Lineage: Eukaryota; Metazoa; Nematoda; Chromadorea; Rhabditida; Oxyuridae. The record is from the annotation of a GenBank genome assembly.
AUGUCUGGGACAUCGUUUUUGCCGAAACACAUUGCUAGGUUUCGCCACGUUAGGUUCUUUCGUGCCACAUCGAGACGCCUUACGAGCGUUAAUGUUGCGCCUCUAAAUGACGGAGAUUCUGGAAAGACAGAGUCUUUGAAAGACUUGAUUGAUGAUCUUACUGGAAAUGUUGUGCAUGCACCGAGAAACAAGAAGAUUAAUGCUCUUGUUUUUCGGAUAUCAAAAGCGGCUUCUGUUCGUUCCUUACAGUCGAUAUGUGAGGAAGCGGAAAGGCCACUUAGUGGUGAGGUAGCUUCUGCGCUACUGGGACGGUUGGCUACUCUGAAUCGGGAAGAAAAUAAAGGAGAGCAACAGUCUUUAGGUGUUCUGAAAACAGUAAACAGACAGUUAUUACGGGACGUCAAAGACGCACUGUGCACUGACAUUAGUUCGAAAGUAGUUUUGGACUCACUCUGUGCUUUCUUGAAUCUUGGAAUUGACAAAGGAGAAAUGUUUAACAAACUUUUUUCUUUGCUAGAACAGCAGGUUCUUUCAAACCCCUCCGAUGUCCCAAUAAUGAAUCUUGUUAAGUUACACAAUUCGUUUCGCAACAGUGGUUUCCAAUUACCAGAAGAGACGAAGAAACUUUUAGAUGAUGUCAUCGAAUUGAAAACAAGCGAAGUGAGCACUCCUUCGGAAGUUCUUUUUUUGAUGAUGAACUGUUAUGUUUCUCCUGCUUGGUUCGACUCUCUUCUACUGAGGGUGAAAGAAAUUCUCCCAUUAAUGCAGCUAGGUGAUUUAGUGUCUUUGAUGCGACUGCUAGCGGAAAGAAAAAAAUUUGAUAUUAGCAUUCUUCCACUUAUCGCUGCUGCUUUGACUGCGGACCCUUCUCAGUUAUCGGUAAACCAGUUGACAUCUCUAACUACUUCAGUAGCUGUCCUGCAUAUGAAAGAUGCUCGCUUGCUGCGUAAAUUAGCAAAUAAUGUUGUUCAGAACGCUUCCUCGUUUAGGAAAUGGUCCCAAAUUACUUCAAUUGUUGUACCAUUUGCAAGAAUUCGGUUUGGACAUCUCAAGGCUUGGGAGGUCCUUACCACUUGGAUAAAUGAAAAUUAUAAGGAGGCUGGAGUAGCCGAGUUGUCCAAGACAGUUACAGCUUGUGCAUUAUGUGGUAAAGGACAUCUGAUCAAAGCUGCAGCAGAACAUUUAGCCGAAAAAUUAAACAUUGUGCAAACUCCUUCAGCAACAGUGUGGCUUAAUUCGAUUAGUGCACUUGCAGCUUGUGAAGCUUUAACUCCAUCUCUUGCAGAAACUGUUUUAAGGCCAGAGUUCUUAAAGCAGUUCUUGAAUAAGAACAAUCCUGCCGGAGGAAUUUUCAAUUUGUCCAGGAUAGCUCAAAUCCAGGCUUAUGCACAGUGCUUCUUGAAGGGGGCUUAUAAAGGUCCCGUAAUGAAGCUGGAGGAUUAUUUGAAGCUGGAUAAAGAUGUGAAUGAAACUGCGGCGGUCAUAAAAUACGGUUCCCAAGGGAUAUAUGACGCUGGAGUUUUCCGCAACAUAGUUUACAAGUUGGCUCCACUGGAUUCGCAUUGUAUUGGUCCUUUCCUGAGCUCUGAUGGAUUUUUUGUUGAUGGAAUAGUACAGCUUGAUGAGAAUUCUCGGUUUGUCCGAAUUGAAAACUUCGAGAGCCGUAAAAGACCUGUGCUUGUUUUAGUUUUCCUUGGUCCAAGACAGUUGACAAUUUCCUGUGAUGCAGGUGAUGAAUUAUAUCCACUUGGCCCGAUCGAGUUAGGUCUCAAGCUGUUGAGAAAGAAAGGAAUGGUGCCAGUAACUUUCACAGAGUUUGAAAUGCAGUCGAAAAAGUACUUAGCACAGAAGAUUGAAUUUGUGAGGAGCAAACUGGUAGACGCUGUUAAAAAAAGUAGCUCGUUAAACCAGUGA